AUGCUUUCCGCAACUUUCGGCACUUUAGGAACAUCAUGUGGUCGGGGCUUCCUUCAGCGUCAGGGGUUACUUACAACCUUUAUGGGCCGCUUUUGUCACAGUGGAGGCGGUGGUAAUAAUCAAAAUAACGAUAGCAGCAACAGUGGCAACGAUGGGUCCUCAACUCCAGGAGCAAUCCGCGUCAAUGUGACAACCGCUGAGGGGGAAAAGAUUACAUUCUCUGCCCCAAGUGGUUUAACAUUGAUGGAGGCGCUUCGUGACGUUGCUCGGGUGGACAUUGAAGCCGCCUGCGACGGGACAUGCGCCUGUAGCACUUGUCACGUCAUCCUUCGCGAAGAGGACUUUGGGAAACUGACAGCGGCAUCGGAGGAUGAAAUGGACAUGUUGGACCUCGCGCCGCAGGUGACUCCGACGUCGCGGCUCGCGUGCCAGGUAAAGCUCAGCAAAGAACUUGAUGGGAUUACGCUGCAGAUGCCGAGUGAAACAACGAAUGAAAUGCGGUGA
Messenger RNA from Trypanosoma brucei brucei TREU927, 504 nucleotides. Its product is annotated as adrenodoxin precursor, putative. Lineage: Eukaryota; Euglenozoa; Kinetoplastea; Trypanosomatida; Trypanosomatidae. Gene Ontology annotation, cellular component: mitochondrion. The record is from RefSeq and is a predicted model, not a curated record. The transcript has a single exon. Gene Ontology annotation, biological process: P450-containing electron transport chain. Bases 1 to 504 code for a protein of 167 amino acids. Gene Ontology annotation, molecular function: 2 iron, 2 sulfur cluster binding.